Rotaria sp. Silwood1 is the source of this 1857-nucleotide messenger RNA. The record is from the annotation of a GenBank genome assembly. Lineage: Eukaryota; Metazoa; Rotifera; Eurotatoria; Philodinida; Philodinidae.
AUGGCGAUAAAUCUGAAUUUUGAAGAUGAACAACAUCGUUUACAAGAGCAAAAUAUUCGUCGAUUUCGCGAGCUUGAGUUGAGUAAACUAAGUGAAGACGAUGAAAUCAUCGCUCGUCGAGAACUUGAAAAGUAUGAUGAAUUGGAACGAGAAAUCCAGACACUUAAUGGCGAAGAUAAACGACGUGUAGAAGAAUAUGAAUGGGAAAUAAAUGACACAAAUAAAAAUAUUUCAAUAGCCAAUAAAGAACUCGAUGAUAUGGAAAAACAACUUGGUACACUUCGUAUAGAACAAGAAACAGAAGCGAAAAAACUUCAACAACGAACUGACACUCUUGCAAAUCUUACAGCACAAAUAGAACGUCUGCAAAAAGAACUUGAAAUACUACGAAAACAGCAACAUGAUUUAACUGUUGAGCAAGAUGAACUGCAGUUUAAUCUUACACAACAGCAGCGAGCACUAGAAGAAGAAAAUAAACGGCUGGCCGAUAUCGAACAGAAAAUGACUAUAUUGAAUAAUCAGAAAUCUUUGUUAGAAGAACAAAGAAACAAACUGAAUGGAGAGUUGCAAAGUGCUCAAACUGAAGAAACUGCUCUUGAAACGCAAAUAAGAAAUCUUGAUCGCGAAUUAGGACGAUUACAAGAUCAAGAGAAGAUAUUAAGCAAAGAACUUGAACAAUCAAAGAAUGUUGUCAAGCAAAUUACCAAGCAAAUACAAAAGAAUCAAGACGAAAUGGCUAAAUGUCAAGCAAACAUAGAAGAGAAAAAUCGUGAAAUAGACGAAUUGGAAAGGAACCAGCUGCAAAUCGAGUCUCAAAUCAAAUAUUUAGAAGAAUCGAUUCAACGUCUUAGAGAAAUGAUCAAACAAAGCAACCAACAGAAACGUGACUUGAACGUGUAUCUUAAUCAGAAGAACGCUGAUAGAGAAUCGGCCGAAAAUGAAGAAAGAGCUGCUGAGAAUGCCGUUCAACAAUUAAAACAAGUUCUUGACGCAUUGCAAAGAGAAUUGAAAACAUUGGAAGAUCAAUUGGCACAAUUAACAAGAGAAACCAAUCAAUUGACAGAACAAUAUCGUCAAGCGGAGAAUGAACUUCAGCAAGCAAGGGAAGCCAAAGCACAACUUGAUGCCGCUACUGACCAGCUCAAACAAUUGAGAGAAGAACUCAGGCGUCAAGAACAAUUGGAACUACAAAUACAAACGGCUUUUGAGACUCAGCAAACUGUCGUGAAUAAAGCACAAGAUAAUGCUAAUGAAGCAGAUCGGGAAGAAAGCAUAGCCAAGGAAGAUGCAAAUCAGGCAAUGCGAGAACAAAAACAAGCCGAGGCCGAAGUGGAAGACAUCAAAGCCAAGUUGAACAACUCCAAAUCCUCUGGUCUAAUAUAUGGUUUAGCUGGUAUUUUAGGUACGAUUUUUGGUGGACCGGCUGGUGGCAUUGCUGCUGUUAGUGCAGCAGUGGAACGAAAAUUGAACGAAACUGAUAGCAAAAUUAAGGAAAAUCGCAACCGCAUUCAAGAAUUAUCUAAUAAAUUGGAAACAAAGGAACAAGAGUGCAAUGACCAACAUGGUUUAUACACUAAAGCUAAUGAUGAUGUCCGACAACAUCAAACGACUAAGGCAAAUUUGGAUGGACGCAUCCAAAGUUUGCACAAUAAUUGGGUAUCAAAACGAAUGUGGAUGACAAAUGCCACUAAAGAUGUUGCUAACUUGCGUGAAAAUAUCGGUAACAUUAAAUUAAGGAGACAACAAGAGGCACAAGCAAAGUUAAAAGAAAAGAAGGAACAAGAAGCUUUUUUGAACAAUUCAAGAACAAUGAACAAUGUUCAAGAAAAACGUCGAAUGAAUUAUAAAAAAUCUUAG